AUGGAUCACACAUCCAGGUACCGAAUCAAAAUCGGGGUGGUGCUUUGUUUGUUUUUCAUUUGUUGGUGUGUUAUGAUUCACAAUGUUAAAUGGUACGAUUUAUCUUCACCUAUAACCGCCUUCCGCCACCAAGGAAACACCGUUGAAAUUGUAGAUACGAACACGACGCAUCCCGCCGCCACAGAAUCCGAGAACAGUACCACCGGUGAUGAUAAGACCAAAGUCGACGAUGAGAUCGAUUGGCUUAAGGAUACGACUCAAUUGCAAGCACUGGAGGAAGAAUUAGAACCUGUACUAGAAAAAUUCAAACCCAAACCGGAGGAGAAGAAGAAGAAGCAUAAUAAAACGACAAACGAGAAAGGUUCAGAGCAGAUGGAAGAGAAACGGAAACAGAAAUCACAUGAUAGGAGAGUGAAUGAAACAACGAUCGAGAAAGUAGCCGAGCAAUUGGGGCGACAACGGACUGAACGGAGGAGGCAUCGAUCAACGAAACGAUCAUGUUCUGGCCGGUAUAUUUACGUUCACGAUCUUCCGGCGAGAUUCAACGAUGACAUCCUUGACGAUUGUCGAUCGUUCAACAAAUGGCAAAACAUGUGCCCUUCCCUGGAUAACAAUGGUCUCGGGCCCGUUCUCGGUAACUCUCAAAGGGUUCUCUCCAGAUCCGGUUGGUAUUCCACGAAUCAAUUCCUACUGGAAGUCAUUUUCAGGAAUCGAAUGAAGCAAUACGAAUGCCUCACGAACGAUUCAUCAACAGCUUCCGCCAUUUACGUCCCGUACUUCGCCGGACUUGACGUUUCCCGAUACCUAUUUGACCACAACACCUCGUCUCGAGACGCGAUUUCUCUUGAUUUAGCCGAAUGGUUACGUAAACGACCGGAAUGGGAGAUAAAUUCCGGGAAGAACCACUUCCUCGUUAUCGGGAGAAUCACUUGGGAUUUCCGACGAGAUACCGACGACGAUGACGCUUGGGGAAGUAAACUAAUGUCAUUGCCGGAGUUCAAAAACAUGACGAUUUUAACGAUUGAGAAAAGCCCUUGGCAUAAUAACGAUUUCGGCAUCCCUUAUCCCACGUAUUUCCACCCGGGAAACGAUCUUCAGAUCAUUGACUGGCAGAACAAGAUGAAAAGACAAAGGCGGCGAGCGUUGUUCUCUUUCGCCGGCGCUCCACGUCCGGGAAUAGAAGAUUCAAUCCGAGAGAAAAUUAUCGAGCAAUGUAUCGCAUCCAUUCCAAAAUGCAGGCUACUACGAUGUUCGUAUUAUAAUUUAAAGUGUUACCAGCCGAUUGACGUGAUGAGAUUAUUUCAAAAUUCAGUCUUCUGCUUACAACCUCCCGGUGAUUCAUAUACCCGUAGGUCUACUUUCGAUUCGAUUCUCGCCGGUUGCAUUCCGGUGUUCUUCACCCCUGGUUCUGCUUACAUUCAAUAUAUAUGGCAUUUGCCACGAGACUUCCAUAAGUACUCAGUUCUUAUCGACGAGGAAGACGUGCACCAUAAAAAUGUCAGCAUCGAGCAGGUUUUAUCGCAGAUUCCGGCUGCGAAGGUGGCGGAGAUGAGAGAUGAAGUGAUCAGAUUGAUUCCUCAGGUGGUUUACGCUGAUCCGAAGUCGAAAUUGGAGAAAUUUAAAGAUGCGUUUGAUCUGAGCGUCGAUGGGGUUCUUGAACGAAUGGAUCAUCUUAACAAAAGCGAAUCGAGUUUUGAUUUUGAUGAGAAAUCGAGUUGGAAGUACUUGUUGUUUGGAAGUGUAGGAAAGCAUGAUUGGGAUCAUUAUUUUCGUUACUCUAGGAAUCAGAAAGUGAAAAAAUCCGAAACAGAAGAUAACUAA
Molecule: messenger RNA, 1821 nt
Organism: Lactuca virosa
Lineage: Eukaryota; Viridiplantae; Streptophyta; Magnoliopsida; Asterales; Asteraceae
Source: the annotation of a GenBank genome assembly